GAGCCCUCUGGAUCAUCCCUGCUCACAGUGUCUAGACUCAAAUGAAAAUACAGGCCUCGUUCUGGUGGAACAAAAAAAAAAAAAAAAGAAAGCAAGCCAUGCCGGGGCCAAGUUCGGCUCUUUAAAAAUUGAGAAAGAUUGCGACCGAGAGCGGAUGCGACAAGGCUCCUCUGAAAGCAGUCCUGCCAUCUCAAGCAUGAAAUAAAUCUCAUAAUAUCAGCGGAGCAUCAGCCGCUGUUGUCUUCGGUUCCAGAGAGAUCAGUUACAGCAGACCUCUGAGGUUUCUCUGACACACGAUUGGCUGCUCCGCCGUGUGGCGGCGCCUUAUAAUAAACUGCAGCUGCUGUCAGCUUGUGACCGUUCAGACUCACACAGCAGCCGACCUGACCUGGUGGUAUUUUAUUUCACUGCUCUAACAUGUCCUCAGACAUUUCCACAGACUUGGAGCUCGAGCUGGGCGAGCUGCUGCAGGAGUUCCAGGAUGUGGUGGAGGAGAUGAAGGCUCCCUCUCAGAGCAGACCUCACGUGUACCAGCACAUCCUGCAGGAGGCCAAGAGCCGCACAGGGCCGGGGGACGACAGCGGAGUCGAGGACUCGGAUUACAGCAGCGAGGCUUCUUUGGGAAACAGUUUGAACACCAGCGAGGAGGAGCUCCACACAGCGGGGAUAACGUUGGCACCGAAAGCCAAGCUGGGAGACACGAGUGAACUCGAGAGUUUCAUCAACAUGUUGGACCAGGAACUCGCAGAUAUGUGAGGCCAGAGAGAGAGAGAGAAAAGCGAGCCACAUAGACGGUGGGGGAGAAAACAGGCCGGGGGCGACACGGCCGGCUACUGCUGAGCAGAUCUACACCAGAGCAGAUCUGAGGGAGCAAAACGCUCCCCUGGCUGGGGGAAAAGGUUAACAUCAGAAAUUAAAAGGGCACUCCAUUCCAAAAUGCUAGAACACCCCAAGACCCCUGGCGACGCCGCGUCCAGCCGGCAAGACGACAAUCCCCGCAGCAUCAGAUCCAAGACGUGUGACAUAUUCUCGGAACUAGACUCCCAUCUGUCUGGGAAGAGGAGGAAAGCGCUGCAGAGACUAUAGGAGGCACGUUUCAAAUUCCCACAAAUCCGAAAGCGCCCUCGAUCCUCAGUGCCAUCUUUAUUUUUCAAGAAGGCUGAUCUUUGUUUAGCUCAAAAUUACAAAUGGCACUUUAUUUUUUUUUAACUGACGUGGAUUCAAACUUAUUCAGAUCUGCUGUGUAAAUCAUUUGUGUACAGUUCUUGUUGAUCUGUUUUGUUUUGUUUUUUAAUUACAUUGUUGUACAGAUGAAUGCACGUAUAAAUAAACCCGAAUUUUGAUCAAAUGUCA
Messenger RNA from Acanthopagrus latus (yellowfin seabream), 1353 nucleotides. Its product is annotated as regulator of cell cycle RGCC-like. The transcript is spliced from 7 exons. The record is from RefSeq and is a predicted model, not a curated record. Lineage: Eukaryota; Metazoa; Chordata; Actinopteri; Spariformes; Sparidae. The coding region runs from base 418 to 756 and encodes 112 amino acids. Gene Ontology annotation, biological process: regulation of cell cycle.